Molecule: messenger RNA, 3993 nt
Organism: Solea senegalensis (Senegalese sole)
Lineage: Eukaryota; Metazoa; Chordata; Actinopteri; Pleuronectiformes; Soleidae
Product: oligophrenin-1-like
Exons: 24
Coding region: 537-2840 (767 amino acids)
Biological process (GO): signal transduction
Cellular component (GO): cytoplasm
Molecular function (GO): GTPase activator activity; protein binding
Source: RefSeq, a predicted model, not a curated record
GUCCAGCUGGCAACGUUCAGUUUAGCUUUUUGCUAAGCUCUUUGCUAAAUGCACAGCUUGUGAGUGUGCCGCACGAAACGUCUGUUACCUCAUACAUAUACACCCAUAUACGUGUUAAGUUGUUUGUUAUUCGGUGUCAACUUAAAAAAUAACGACUGACUUAAGAAUGAGGUAAAGGGCAGAAUGAGGUUUCGUGGAAGUGUCAAGCAUUUUCGGUAGGGCACGCGUCCAAGGGGAUGCUAGCAGCUCUUCGACGUUGCAACAAGGAAAAGUGGAAAAGAGAAACAGGCUGUGGAGUUUAAACAGCAAAGGAAAGAGGGAAGUGAGUCUAAACCGUGUUCACCCCACUCCACGGUGGAGCAGCAGCUGCCGCAGGCUCCCACGGACACCAUGGUUUAACUCUUCUGAACAGCACAGUGUGCUAGUGUUGGAGUGUGUGUGUAUUUGUGUGUGUGUGUGAGAGAGUGUGUAGGCUGCGUGGCUCACUAUAUCAACCUCGGUGACUCUAUUGUGUGAAAAGGCCAGUGGUCCAGAAGAUGGGUCAUCCUCCUCUGGAGUUCAGUGACUGCUAUCUGGACAGUCCGGACUUCAGAGAGACUCUGAAAUGCCAUGAAUUAGAGCUGGACAGAACCAGCAAAUUCCUCAAAGAGGUGAUCAAAGAUGGCAACAGUGUCAUCACCGCAAUUAGGGGUUAUUCUGUUGCUGUGCAGAAGUUUUCUCAGACUCUCAGUAUGUUCCAGUUUGACUUCAUUGGUGACUCUCUGACUGAUGAUGAGAUUAAUAUUGCCGAGUCCUUCCAUGAGUUUGCUGGUCUCCUGCAGGAAGUGGAGCACGACAGGAUGAUGCUGGUUCAAAAUGCCUCAGAUCUUCUCAUCAAGCCUUUGGAGAAGUUCAGAAAAGAGCAAAUCGGAGUAAUGAAGGAGAAGAAAAAGAAGUUUGAGAAAGAGAGUGAAAAAUAUUACUCCCAGUUAGACAAACACCUAAAUCUCUCUGCCAAGAAAAAAGAGAGUCAGCUUCAAGAGGCUGAUGAUCUGUUAGACAGAGAGCGGGUGAACUUCUGCGAGUCCUCAGUGGAAUACGUUUACCAGAUCCAUCAGGUGCAGGACAAGAAGAAAUUUGACAUAGUGGAGCCUGUGCUGGCGUUUCUUCACAGCAUUUUAACACUCAACAACCUGACGGUGGAGAUGACACAGGACUUCAUGCCUUAUAAGCAGGAGCUGCAGCUCAGCUUGCAGAAUACACGAAACCACUAUGAGAGCACUCGUGAGGAGAUGGAGGAGCUGAUGAGGAGAAUGAGACAUCCGUCCCAGAUCUGUAAAAUGCACAACUACCUGCCAAUGGAGGGUUACCUGUACUGUCAGGAGAAGUGGGCUUUGGGCGUCACAUGGGUCAAAUAUUACUGCAAGUAUCACAAGGACGGGAGACUGCUAGUCAUGGUUCCCUGUGAACAGAAGCCUACAACUAAACAGGGCCCCACGCAGCUGACAUUGAAGUCCUGCAUCCGCCGGAAGACAGAGUCCAUAGACAAGCGCUUUUGCUUUGACGUGGAAAUUAUCGAGAGAAACACGCCUGUUACUUUCCAGGCACUUUCAGAGGAGGACAGGAAGAUGUGGAUGGAGGCCAUGGAUGGAAAAGAGCCUAUCUAUCAUUCCCCAAUUCACAAACAAGCUGAAAUGGAGCUGAAUGAAACUGGAUUCAAGUUUGUGCGAAAGUGCAUCAACUACAUUGAAUCGAAAGGAGUGACACAAGAAGGAGUGUACAGAACAGUUGGCAGCAACAUCCAAGUGCAGAAGCUUUUAAAUGCUUUCUUUGACCCCACAAACCCAGCAGACGUGGACCUCCACAGCAGCGACUCGGACAUUAAAACCAUUGCAAGUGCAUUGAAGUUUUAUUUAAGGAGUCUGUCUGAACCUCUGAUGACCUACGGUCUUCACAGGGACCUCAUGUGUGCUGCAAAGUCAGAUAGUCUGGACUUUAGACUUAGUGAAAUUCAUUCCCUCACCUACAAACUACCAGAGAAGAACCGGGAGAUGCUGGAGAUGCUCAUCAAACACUUGGUCAAUGUUUGCAGCCACAGUGAUGAAAACCGCAUGACUCCCUCCAACAUGGCUGUCGUCUUCGGACCCACACUGAUGAGAGCGAAGGAGGAGACAGUGGCAGCCAUGUUGGAUAUCAAGUUCCAAAACAUUGUCGUUGAGAUUCUUAUCGAGGACUACCAAAAGAUCUUUAGUUAUAUGCCAGAGGACAGCACCGCCCCACCUGUCCCUCCUCCGCGGAUCACCCCGAGAAAGCGGCAGCCCAUCACAAUCUCCAAGCGGCCAGCUCGUGUUUUUCAAGCGCUUAGUCACGACCAAUUCCAGAAAACAGAGAAUGGCCAGAACGAAGGCUCAGUCACCGCGAACCCGGUUCCCUUGCAGCGGACAAAACCUGUAAGCUUUCCUCCAAUGGUUCCAAAAGAACCUCCACCGAGACUACCAAUGAUGCCCCGACCCAGACAUUUGGACUCUGACGCUGGGAAGAUAGAAGAUGCCAGACAAAGGCCAGAUUCCUCUUCAGCUGCAAAUGGAGAAUCUGGAGUGUAUGUGAGCCGAGUCCCAUCAUUCCAGAGCAGAAGACCAUCUCCAAAGACCACAUCCGCCCACAGAGAAGGAGAUUCUGAAGGUCUGACGAGAACAAGGUCUGCAGAGAAACCUGCCAUUUGUCGACCCCCGGUCAGGCCUCCCGAGCCCCCGUCCAGACUCCCCCCUCCACAGAAGCCUCCGAGUGCAGCCAGCAGUGAGGCCACACCCACUUCUUAUGUUGCCUCGAAAGCAAAGUUUUUUGAAAAUGCCUCCCGGUAAGAAGGAAGUUUGUGAGCCAAUGGCAAAUUUCCAAAAAAAAGAGAACUGAAGUUGAGGAGCUGAACACCGCAUCAUGUGACCUGCCUGUGUGUGUGUGUGUGACCUGAGGACCUGAACUCAUAUCCUACUUCACUGAGGAAAAUGACCCUGAACAGUAAAUAAGGAUAACAACUAUGUUGUAAACAACAUGGAAUCAAACUGAAAUGUAAAUGAGCUUGUACUGUCACUGGCUCAGCGUUUUAAAGUUGGGACAGUUAAGUAUUUCUUUCCUUCCCCAUCACUUACACUCCAAUAUUUAGUCAUUUUACAGUUCAACAGAAACUAACUGUUGUGACUGGUUAUGUCUUGUAUACCAUCUUAACACUCAGUAGUGUAACCAAAGUGUCCCAAAAAAAAUUUAUUAAUUCAAAUUGAUACGUAAAAUGAAUCACUUGAAUGGAUUCAUAAUGACCAGUUUGAUAAUUAUUAUUAAUUUUAAAAUGUGACAUAUUUGGUCUAAUUAAUUUAUAGAUUUUGUAAAAAUCAUUGAGACAAAAUCAAUUUUAUGUAUUUUUUUAUUGAAUGUGCUUAAAGAUGAGCAACUGCUAAAUAUGCUGUUACAGUAUUAAAAAAAAGAAGAUUUCAUGUUACGCUCUUUGUCAAAAUAAACAAAUGAUUUGGUGUGCAAUAUUAAUCAUCACAGUUACAGCUCAAACAUAGUUCACUUUUCAAAUAAUUAAAAUAAUAUUUGCUAUAUGAAGUGCAGGUUUGUAUUACAGUGUAUAAUUUACACUGAAAACAAAGUUAUUGUGUUAAACGCAGGGAAAAACCCCCAGAUUGACUUGUUGACAUUCCCUGACCUCUGACCUGACUAGUCAGUUUGUACAGGUUGUGUAGUUGUUGUCAUUUUGUAAAGAGUGAAAAUAACCUUUAAUAGUUUUGCUCUUCAAAUGGAUUAUGGGAUAAAAAAAAAAAGUGGAUCAAAAAUGAUUGCUACGACAUGACAAAAACACUUCAGCAAAAACAUGUUUUUGUUUGUUGAAUUUUAUUAUAUAGAAAAUUAUAAUGUUUGGUUUAAAGGUGUUUUUUGUAAAUUCAUUUGAAGAGCCAAACCUGAACUCUCAGGUUGCUGUCUGGUUUCCAAAAAGUUAAAUAAAUAAAUAAAUAAAUAAAU